Molecule: messenger RNA, 294 nt
Organism: Rangifer tarandus platyrhynchus (Svalbard reindeer)
Lineage: Eukaryota; Metazoa; Chordata; Mammalia; Artiodactyla; Cervidae
Source: the annotation of a GenBank genome assembly
AUGAUGGCCCGGCGCCCGAGCGCACCACACGCUGGCUCAGCGCAGCGCACGGGCAGAGGGCUGUGUCCUCAGGGAGUGGAGGUACCACGGAAGGGCCUGGACGUCACAGGCAAAGCAACCGUGAGAGGCCUCUGGAAGGAGCAGGCUGGCUCAGAUGCUCAAGGACCCGAGGACCAGCCUGGCCGGGAGCCCCAGAUCUGUGGUUUGGCCCAGGGCUCCCAGCAGGCAGCAGAGAAAGUGGCCAACCUGGAAAUACCCGGAGAUCCGAACGCAAAAGCCUGCUCUCCAUCCUGA